This is a messenger RNA of Ostrea edulis (European flat oyster), 3715 nucleotides long. RefSeq lists its product as uncharacterized. The record is from RefSeq and is a predicted model, not a curated record. Lineage: Eukaryota; Metazoa; Mollusca; Bivalvia; Ostreida; Ostreidae. Gene Ontology annotation, molecular function: protein binding. Gene Ontology annotation, biological process: signal transduction. The transcript is spliced from 17 exons. Gene Ontology annotation, cellular component: nucleus; cytoplasm. The coding region runs from base 281 to 3502 and encodes 1073 amino acids.
AAAUUUUGUAUCAGUGUGCAUGUUGUCUUCGAUUAGAAGAAGGGCGAUCACCGGGUUUGGAGCCCGCGUAACCAAGGAUUGUCACAAGAUCGAGUCAGAGGGACCCUGGGAUGGCACUCCACUGGUGUACGAGACAUUUGAGAUUUGGGGAUAUCAAUGGAGCAUUUGAAUAAACACUUUUCACAGACUCAGAUUUGCGAAAAAGUCGUCGCCAUUCAAUAUUUACCCGGGCAGAGAUAACUUGAUCUGGACUUUGGAAGGAUUCAGAAUCAUACCCGAGAUGACGUCAAAGGAGAGACAAUUCUUUCAGGCGGUGGACAAGGCUCAGACUAAGAUGAUAGAUACUCUGAUAUCACAGGGCGCAUGCGUCAACUGUCGAGCGAAUGAUGGAUCGACACCUCUAAUCAAAGCAGCUAAAAAUAGAAACCACGUGGUUCAAAAGUUACUCUUACAAAAUGGAGCAGAUGUCACAGAAAAGAAUGCGCUCGGGUUGACGGCUCUUCACUACACGGCGGCAGCGGGAGACACGGAGACGCUGAAGCUUCUACUGGCGUACCAGUCUCCGGUAGACGUCAAGGACGCUGAAGGGUGUACACCUCUGCAUUAUGCAGCAGAUCGCAAUAAUUUGGUGACAGCAGAAAUUCUCAUCUUUUGUGGAGCAAACGCUGAUUCCAAGAAUAAGAAAGGACUGUCUCCAUACUCCAGUAACAAAAAUGCAGAUUUCCGGAAAAUCGCUACUCAGUCACGAAAAGUCUUAGAUGGUAUUAAAAACAAAGAUGUUAUUAUACAGCACGAUGAACUGCUCCCAGGAAAGGUUACCCACCUGAGAGACAUUGAUCUGAAGAUAUUCACUACGGACGAUUUCAAACUGACUAGUCUCAGCUUCUUGUGUAGACGCGUUCGUCCGGAAUUCUGUAUGGACUCGCUGAGGCCUGAUGGGAAGGAAAUCCUGAUCAGCGAUGCGUUUGAGUGCAUUACUUCCACUGUACACGUCAGAGGAAUGGUAGACUUAGAAGUCCCAUUAUAUGACAACAAUGAUCCCUACGAAAAAAUCCUAAUAAAAACCAAUCAAGGUGUCAUAGGUGACCCAUCUGCAAUACUCGGAGGUCCAACAACGUUAAACGAGCAUGUAGGAGUUCUGCGAUGGAAGUUAAGAAUACGUUUGGAUAUAACGAAAAUAAAAUCCUUCAUUCUCAUCACUGUCCCUAAAGUAGAGAAAUUCGAUGUAACUGUCACUGGCAAGGAGGUUCCGUCGACGGUGGAUAAAUUCAUUUCCAUAAAAAUUGCCCCUGAUACAUUCGAGUCGGGAACAGUCAAUCUAGAGGUCAUUCCAACCCCGGUAUAUAAACCUGAGAAGUACAAGGAUGUGCUUUCAAUUGGCCACUUCUACGAUUUGCACCACAGUAUGGGGUGUAACCACUUCCGGGACAAUGGCGUAACCUUUACUUCGCCUCUACCCCACGAGUUUGAAAAUGAGGGCCAACUUUGCGUUUUGGCAGCAGAUAUACCAGAGGACUUCAAUCCGGAUAUACCUUUGGACGAGAAUAUUUGGGAAAUUUUAGACAAAGAUCCCAGGGCAAAAAAAGGAAGAGUUUCAAGUGCUCUGUCUCAUUUUUCAACACACGUUUUAGCUGAAAAAAGAAAGGGGUCUGCGGACAUAGAUUUAAAACACCAAGUGAGUGAGCUUCAUACUAAAGCAUGGAAAAGAGCCAAAAUAGUGAAGUUCUUUGCUGUCAUUAAACCAUUAACUGGAAACUUUUAUCAGACAGUGUUGGAGUGCACACAACCUCAGAAAAUCAACGAUAGAUUGAACCAUUGGAAGUCCCAGGACUUUAAGGUGUUAAGUCCUGAAUAUACGGGCGAUUUCGAAACAUACGAAAAACAAGAAUAUGAUAUUGUCUUAUCAGGAAACAUCAAAUCUCUUGGUACAACCAAACUCCAGUUCCAUUCCAAAAGAGAAAAUUUUCAACAGUUAGUGAUAUCGUUGGCAAAUAAGGAAGAACCCGCGUUCGGUUCUUUAGAUUUGGUAGAGAUUCCGGAGAAAAAAGGCCUGACCAGCAUCUUUCUCUUUCUUUCUGAUAUGAAACAAAAGGAAGUCAGUAAGAAAGAAGACACAUUCAAAGGUUUUACACGCGAAAAAUUGUUGAAAGACAUAGCAUCACGACUGGGACAUGAAUGGUUCCAGUUCUCCGUCCUGCUUGGUAUUCCAUUUCACAAAGUAGACACGAUUCGCACCAAGUCAACAACUAGCACCACCUCUGUAGAAAAGAAGAUUCUCAAGAUUCUGUUGGAGUGGCGGAAACAUUCUCAACACCUUGACGACAUGGGUGUUCUGGACCUCGUGACGGCGCUGUCCAGGGUGGGGCGGAACGACAUCUCUGAAGUGGUCCAUGAGGAUUUGAGGGUGUGGUUGAAAGAAAAUGAAAUAGAAAAAGGGGAUAGGUUUUACAAGUGGGCUGAAAAUGUCAUUAAAGGGACGUUAGAAGUAUCCAAAAAUGAACAUUAUCCUGAGCCUAUGUCUGAUGAAUUUUUUGUUAUUCUUGUGGAGAAUUAUGCUAACCAGGAUUUUCGGAACCUGGGAGUACUUCUGGGAAUUCCAGAAAAUCAGACCUCUAACAUAUUUGCUGAUACAACAUUUCCUAACUUCCAGUACAGAGUAUUAAGGAUGUUAAUCGUGGCACGUGAACGACAAGAAGACCGCAUGAAAGCUCUAACGAAUCUCGUUGACGCUCUGGAAGAUAUUGGAAACCAAGACGCAGUUGACUGGGUCCACACUUGUAAAAAUGAAUGGUCAGAAAGAAACAAGGCUAAGAAAAAGAUGUCAAAAUUCCAGUUGGAUCUGGAGAGAUCCAUCAGGGAAGAGACUGGUGAGAAAGGCAGUGACAUUGAGGAGGAAGAAGAGGGUGAGAUAGUGGAGGAAGAGGAGCAGAAGAAGACUGCUCCUCAAACGAGGGAGAAGGCUUCUUCAGGGGAUCGUGUAUCAGAAGAAGACAAAGAUCAGAAGUUAAGGGAUAGGUCUCAAGAAUUCGAAAGAUCUGAACUGAAGGAAAAGGGGAGUGAUGUAAUAAAGUUUUCAAACGAAAAUUCAAACAGGCAGUCUGACGAAGAUUUUAGUGAUUCUAAGCUGAAAGAGAACGAGGGUUACAUGUCUGAUAACGAAAACGAAGAGGGUCACACGACAGUGAAUGAACCCAACGAUAAAUCUGACGUCAUUGAAUCUAAGAAAGAGAACGAAGAACUCACGUUUGCUAAAGAAAAUGAAUAUGAUCACACGUCAGUGAAUGAACCGAACGUUAAAUCAGACGUCAUUGAAUCUAAGACAGAGAACGAAGAAACCGCGUUUGAUAAAGAAAAGGAAUAUGAUCACACGUCAGUGAAUGAAUCUAACGAUGAAUCUGACGUCAUUGAUUCUGAGGCAGAGAAUGAGGAACACACGUUUGGUAAAGGAAAGGAAAAUGAUCACUCGCCAGUGAACGAAUCUAACAAUAAAUCUGACGUCUGAUAAAGAAAGCAACGAGGGUCACAAUCCAGUGAAUGAAUCACCAAAGGAGCGUUUAGAUUUAGAAUUUUGUCCUGAUUUAAGUAGUACGAAGAAACGGUUGUAGGAGCGCAGUUUUAAUACAUGCAAGUGGUUAACAGGGCAUGUAAAUGCUGAAAUACAUUAAUUAAAAUGGGGGAUUAUAAAAAAAAAAUAUUAAAGGCUUUAUAAAACUGU